AUGACGGAGAAGCUCUUUGAAACGCUGAAAGGCAGCGCCCAAGACCUGAAAUCCACGCAUCUUCGCGAACUGCUGAAGGAUGAAGCCAGGUGCGAUGGGAUGAUGGUCGAGGCUGAAGGCAUUUGCCUGGACUAUUGCCGACAGAAGGUCACCAAGGAGUGCAUGUCCCAACUCUUCGAUCUAGCCAAGGCAGCAGGUGUUGACGACAAGAAGAAAGCCCUCUUUGCUGGGGAGAAGAUCAAUGAGACCGAGGGUCGGGCUGUUCUGCAUGUUGCCUUACGGGCUCCGAAAGAGGAGGUGAUCAAUGUGGAUGGCAAGAAUGUGGUUCCAGAUGUGCAUUCGGUGCUGGAUGCCAUCAAGGCAUUUUGCGACAAGGUGCGCAGUGGCAGUUUUGUGGGGUACACUGGCAAGAAGCUCACAGAUGUCUUGUGCAUUGGAAUCGGAGGUUCCUACCUGGGUGUUGAAUUUGUUCAUGAAGCACUCCGCACUGAUCCAGCUGCGUCUUCCGCAGCAGAGGGUCGGUCGCUGCGGUUCUUGGCCAAUGUGGAUCCGAUCGACGUUAAGCGCGCAUUGACUGGACUCAAAGCUGAGACGACUUUAGUGGUAGUCAUCUCCAAGACCUUCACCACAGCAGAGACGAUGCUGAAUGCACGCACUGUGAAGGACUGGCUUUUGAAGGAGCUGAAAAGUGAAGAGGCCAUCGCCAAGCACGUCAUCGCCUGCUCCACAGCCCUUGAUAAGACGAAGGCCUUUGGGAUCGACUCAGCCAAUGUUUUCGGUUUCUGGGAUUGGGUUGGUGGCCGAUUCUCUGUCUGCAGCGCUGUCGGUGUGGUUCCUCUUUCAUUGCAGUAUGGCUUUGAUGUCGUGAAGAAAUUCUUGGAUGGAGCACGUGCAAUGGACCUUCAUUUCAAAGAUGCACCCAUGGAGAAGAACUUGCCCACACUUCUAGGGUUGUUGGCUGUAUGGAAUGCUUCCUGCAUGGGAUACGAGGGAUGCGCUGUCUUGCCAUACUGCCAGGCUCUGGUUCGCUUUGUUGCUCAUAUCCAGCAGCUGGAUAUGGAGAGCAACGGAAAGCGAGUGCAGAUGGAUGGUAAAGAGUGUUCUGUGCCCACUGGUGCGAUCUACUUUGGAGAGCCAGGAACCAAUGGACAGCACUCCUUCUACCAGCUAAUGCAUCAAGGUCGAGUGAUUCCCGCGGAUUUUAUUGGCUUCAAAGUCUCUCAGAAUCCCAUCAGCCUGGAUGGAGAGCCGGUGUCCAACCAUGACGAGUUGAUGUCCAACUUCUUCGCACAGCCUGACGCCUUGGCUCUCGGGAAGACGGCCGAAGAGUUGAAGGCCGAAGGUGUGGCCGAGAAGCUGGUUGCGCACAAAGUCUUCACAGGCGAUCGACCCUCCAACUCUUUGUUGUUGCCGAUUUGCGAUCCGUACAACCUGGGCCUGCUGCUGUCACUUUAUGAGCACCGAACAGCAGUGCAGGGUUGGGUUUGGAACGUGAACAGCUUUGAUCAGUGGGGCGUUGAGCUUGGAAAGGUCUUGGGCGUGAAGGUUCGAAAGUAUCUCUCCCAAGCAAGAGCAGGUGGUGGAGAUGCCACCGGAUUCCAAAAGCCAACACAGAAGCUGAUGUCCGCCAUGUUGUCGCCGCCUUCUGCUGUGGGUGACAGGAUUGUAAUGCUGAAAGCUCGAGAGAUCUUCGAUUCACGAGGAAAUCCUACUGUGGAGGUAGAUCUCUGCACAGACAACUGCCUCUUCCGUGCCGCUGUGCCAAGCGGUGCUUCCACUGGAAUCUACGAGGCCAGCUUCGCUGAGUUGGCGCGAGAGGCUUUAGAGCUGCGUGAUGAUGACAAGAAGCGCUUGUUGGGCAAAGGCGUUUUGAAGGCCGUUGCCAACAUCAACGACGUCAUUGCACCAAAGCUUGUUGGCAUGAAGGUCACUGACCAGGCAGGAAUCGACAAGCUCAUGGUGGAACAGUUGGAUGGCUCCAAAAAUGAAUGGGGCUGGUCAAAAUCCAAGCUAGGUGCCAAUGCAAUCCUUGCAGUGUCCAUGGCUAUUUGCCGUGCAGGUGCAGCAGCUGAGGAGGUGCCACUCUACCAGUAUAUCGCCAAGCUGGCGGGCAAGCCAACAGACAAGUUUGUCAUGCCAGUUCCUUCCUUCAACGUCAUCAAUGGCGGAAGCCAUGCAGGAAACAGAUUGGCAUGCCAAGAGUUUAUGAUCCUUCCAACAGGCGCAACAUCCUUCAGAAAUGCCAUGGAGAUUGGUGCUGAAGUAUACCAUAAUCUCAAGAGCGUCAUCAAGAAGAAGUACGGCCAGGAUGCUUGCAAUGUGGGAGACGAAGGAGGCUUCGCACCCAACGUCCAAGACAACAACGAAGCUCUAAAUGUGCUUAUGGAGGCCAUCAAAAAGUCGGGUCACGAAGGAAAGGUGAAGAUCGGAACCGACGUGGCCGCCUCUGAAUUCUGGAGGCCUGAGCAGAAGAAAUACGACUUGGACUUUAAGAACGAGAGUGGAAGCAGUGCGGAAAUGCAAAAAACUGCCGAGGAGAUGAUUGAAUACUACAAGGCGCGGUGA
Molecule: messenger RNA, 2565 nt
Organism: Cladocopium goreaui
Lineage: Eukaryota; Dinophyceae; Suessiales; Symbiodiniaceae
Source: the annotation of a GenBank genome assembly